AGGGUAAAAGGGUAAAUGUAAGAAGGGAACAGAUCCCCAAGAACAGACGACUGCUAUCGAAUCGAGAGAUCGGACGCGGCGGAGCGUGGCGGAGGAGAGAGAGAUGAUGAAUGCGUAAAAAGUCAUCGUUCAUUCAUUCGUCUCUUUUUUUCAUUUGAUUGGUUUCUUUCUUAUUUAUAUAGACAGCUUCAUCAUCGAUCAUGAUGUCUUGUACUCUCCUCAAUCCAAAGAAGCGUCUCUUCCUCUGCUUGCUUGUUUCUCUCGCUUUCUUCCUCGUCGUCGACACCUCCUCUCAGCAGCAUCUCGAGGCCAAGAAGAAACUUAUGCGAGAGAAAGUACGCCAGAUGUUCUAUCAUGCGUAUGACAACUACAUGACUUAUGCGUUUCCGCAUGAUGAGCUAAAGCCUCUUACAAAAAGUUUCACAGACUCCCUCAGUGAGCUUGGAAAUCUCAAGCUUGAACACCUGCCAACAGAUUAUAAUGGAUCAGCUGUAACACUUGUUGAAUCCUUAUCCAGCCUUGCUAUAUUGGGAAACAGUUCAGAAUUUGAAAAGGGAGUUCGCUGGCUCUCAGAUAAUCUAAAAUUCGAUAUUGAUGCACGGGUCAACCUUUUUGAGUGCAAUAUAAGAGUUCUUGGAGGACUUAUCUCUGCUCAUCUUCUUGCAAUUGAUCCAACUAAUAGGCUGAUUCAGGGGUCCUACAAUAAUCAGCUUCUUCGACUAGCCGAAGACCUUGGAAAACGCUUUUUACCAGCGUUUGAAACACCCACAGGAUUACCAUAUGCAUGGAUUAAUUUGAAGAAUGGAGUAAUGGAGAAUGAGACAACUGAAACAAGCACUUCAGGAUGUGGUUCUCUCAUUCUUGAAAUGGGAGCAUUGUCACGGCUCACUGGUGACCCUAGGUUUGAAUCAGCUGCAUUACGUGCGCUUCGUCAGCUGUGGAGGAUGCGAAGUUCAUUAGAUCUGCUUGGGACGACGCUGGAUGUGGUAACUGGGGAAUGGCUGGAGUACUCCUCCAGCAUUGGAGCUGGGGUUGACUCUUUCUAUGAAUACCUCUUGAAGGCUUAUAUUCUUUUCGGAAAAGAAGACUACUGGCAAAUGUUUAGUUCUGCUUAUCUGGCAUCUCAGAAGUACUUCAGACAUGGGCCUUGGUACCAUGAAGCUAAUAUGUGGAGUGGGAAACCUACUUAUUGGCAGCUCACAAGUCUUCAGGCGUUUUGGCCCGGUCUACAGGUUCUCGCAGGAGAUAUCGCAGCUGCAAAUUCAACGCACCGCGAGUUUUUCUAUGUAUGGGAGAAGUUUGGUAUAUUACCUGAGAGGUAUCUACUGGAUCAUCAAAUGAUACAUCCGACCAUGAAGUACUAUCCACUACGUCCUGAAUUAGCAGAAUCCACGUUCUACCUAUACCAAGCUACAAAAGAUCCGUGGUACCUAGAUGUUGGGGAAGCAAUGGUGAAAUCUCUUAAUUUGUACACAAAGGUCCCAGGGGGAUUUGCAAGUGUUAGAGAUGUGACGACCAUGCAAUUGGAAGAUCAUCAGCACAGUUUCUUUCUUGCUGAAACGUGCAAGUACUUAUAUCUCCUCUUCGAUGAUUCAUUUGUGGCCAAAAGGAAUUAUAUAUUUACAACCGAGGGCCACCCUAUUCAGGUUGUGAGCUCCUGGCAUGAGAAACUACCAAAAAGUUAUUCAGGCAACUGGACGCUUUCAAAGGAACUUGCGAAUUUGCAGAGAGGGGCAUGGGAAAGUGGAGCUAGCGCAUUGUCACUGCAAGUAUGUCCAUCGAUAGCUCUCAACUCUAGACGUCCUGAGCAACACAGAGAGAGUGCUUGCCAUGUCCCUGACGAGAAAAUCAAUCAUAGGUGUCGGAGCAACAAAGAGUGAGGAGUUGAUGCCACUACUUGUAGACAAAGAUCCUGCAGCGGAGUUGGAUACUGCGGCUUAUGGAAUCCCUUAUAACUUUUGACACAAAACAGGGCGUUUUAGAGGUUUAGGAAAGGAAAGGAAAGAGAAGAGUUGGUUUGGUUGACAGUAAAAUGAAUAGUUGUUGCAUGAGGCUGUUGUAUCUUUUCUUUGAGUCAUCAGUCUUGACAUGGAUAUAUAUAUAUAUACUACGGGAGGAUUAACCUCAAUGAAAGGAAUAUUAAUGUUUUUCUUCAA
This is a messenger RNA of Camelina sativa (false flax), 2156 nucleotides long. NCBI's taxonomy places the organism in Eukaryota, Viridiplantae, Streptophyta, Magnoliopsida, Brassicales, Brassicaceae. The record is from RefSeq and is a predicted model, not a curated record.